UCUCUCUCUCUCUCGCAUCCUGAUCAGCUCGCCGCGUCGGCGUCGCCCUCGCCUCGCUUGCUUGCUUGCCGUGGCGCACCACUCAACCAUUGGCUCUAUCCCGCUCCGGCUCCGCUCGCUCGCGUGUCCAUGGCCGUGGCCCUUGCCGGCGCGAGAUCCCCCGGGGCGGCAGCGAUCCUCGGCCUCCGCCGCCUCGCCCCCGCGGCGCCCGUGCGUCUGGGCGUAACCCCACGUCCCGGCCGCCGCGGCGUCGCCAUGGCGGCGGCGGCGUCCGCCGCCCCCUCCGCGCCGCCCGCGCCCGCCGAUCCUCUCCCCAAGGGCGCUGAUUCAUUUUUCCGGAGAGUUAUCUCAAACAUGGAAAAAGUAUACUUGAGCAGGAAUCCAACUGCCAAAACCAUCUUGGAACUUGUUCGUUCUUAUGAUGGGGACCACAUUUGUUAUGAUCAUUUUGCUUUCAGAACAUUUGGAGUUGAUGGUUAUGGUAUAAAUUCACUCGCUGAAUUUUUUACUGACUUUGGUUAUGUUCCUCGUGAAGAACUAAGGUUUCCAGCAAAAAAGCUAAGAGCACUAUGGUUUUCUCCUCCCACCAAUGACGUAUACACUGGAACUGGUGUUUAUGGCCCUUUGCCAAGGAUAUUCAUAUCAGAACUACUUGUGGAUGAGUUGAGUGCUCAGAGCCAGGACAUUAUACACAAAUACAUUAGAACUUCUGGUAAGGGAAAUAGACAUGCAACUCUUGCAAGUACCUUAGGGGAGCUGACAUGGGAGAAGCCCAAUUACUCUGAUUUCCAGGUUUUAUCUAGGGAAAGUGAAUAUGCUGCAUGGACUCUUGUUAAUGGCUAUGCACUAAAUCAUACCACAAUUGCCACUCAUCGCUUGACAUCAGACAUCAGAAGUAUCAAUAAGUUCAACAAAUUUGUGGAGGACAAUGGGUUCAAGUUAAAUUCAGAAGGAGGGGUGUUGAAAGUGAGUCCUGAUGGUCUCCUCCAGCAAAGCUCAACUGUAGCUGAUUCAGCAUUGUUUACUUUUGCUGAUGGAAUCACUGAAUCUGUCCCACGGUCCUAUAUCGAAUUUGCUGAACGGCUGCUACUCCCCCAAUUCAAAGAUUUACAAAAUGAAGAGGUCAAGGAGCACCAUAGGCGUGAUGGUUUUGAGGUAGGGAAUGCGGACAAGAUAUUUGAGAGCACAUCAAAUGAUCAGCUUACCCGGAGAUCAGCAUAAAUGGUGAACUCUCGACUAUUCUGUAAGCGGGCCAUCCCUCUCGGGAGUGUGUUGAAAGUUUGUGCUCUGCAGUAAUUGUAUUUUCCUGGAUAAAUUCGAACAUUAUAAUGAAUAAAAUAUUGAAUGUAUAUCGCUGAAUGAAAUGAGAAAACAAGUAUACAAAAUAAUUUCUCUACA
Messenger RNA from Oryza brachyantha (malo sina), 1398 nucleotides. RefSeq lists its product as uncharacterized. Bases 130 to 1221 code for a protein of 363 amino acids. Gene Ontology annotation, molecular function: oxidoreductase activity. The record is from RefSeq and is a predicted model, not a curated record. Lineage: Eukaryota; Viridiplantae; Streptophyta; Magnoliopsida; Poales; Poaceae. The transcript has 7 exons.